This is a messenger RNA of Medicago truncatula (barrel medic), 1863 nucleotides long. Its product is annotated as soyasapogenol B glucuronide galactosyltransferase. The transcript has a single exon. The coding region runs from base 79 to 1572 and encodes 497 amino acids. Gene Ontology annotation, molecular function: UDP-glucosyltransferase activity. The record is from RefSeq and is a predicted model, not a curated record. Lineage: Eukaryota; Viridiplantae; Streptophyta; Magnoliopsida; Fabales; Fabaceae.
GCCACAAAAACUACCUUUAAAUACCAACUCUUCAAGUAACAGAAACACCCUACCAUCUCAAAGUUUUCAAAAGCAAUAAUGAAAUCUCAACAAUCCCAUAACCCACUUCAUGUAACUUUUCUUCCAUUUCCAUCUCCUGGCCAUAUGAUUCCUAUGAUUGACACUGCAAGACUAUUAGCCAAACAUGGUGUUAAUGUAACCAUCAUUACUACACAUGCCAAUGCUUCAACAUUCCAAAAAACCAUAGACAGUGACUUCAGUUUAGGAUACUCCAUCAAAACUCAUCUUAUUGAAUUCCCUUCAGCUCAAGUUGGUCUUCCAGAUGGUGUUGAAAAUCUCAAAGAUGGAACAUCCUCAGAAAUUCUUAGUAAAAUCAACCGUGGAAUAUCGAUGCUUCGAGAUCCGAUUGAGGUUCUGUUUAAAGAUCUUCAACCAGAUUGUAUAGUCACUGAUAUGAUGUAUCCUUGGACAGUGGAAGCAGCUGCAAAACUAAACAUUCCAAGGAUUCACUUUUAUAGCUCAAGUUACUUCUCCAGCUGUGCCUUUCAUUUUAUCAUGAAAUAUAGGCCUCAUGAUAAUUUAGUUUCUGAUACACAGAAAUUUACUAUUCCUAGUUUUCCUCAUACCAUUGAGAUGACCCCUCUGCAGAUUCCUGAUUGGUUAAGGGAAAAGAAUCCUGCCACAGCCUAUUUUGAACCAAUUUAUGAAUCAGAGGAAAAAAGCUAUGGCACACUAUACAAUAGUUUUCAUGAACUAGAAAGUGAAUAUGAGAAACUUUGUAAUACUACAAGGGGGAUCAAAUCUUGGAGUGUAGGACCAGUUUCAGCUUGGGCUAAAAAGGAUGAUGAAAAGAAGGGUGAUAAGGGGCACAUAGAGGAGAAUGGAAAAGUGGCAGAGUGGCUAAAUUGGCUUAACUCAAAGCAAAAUGAGUCUGUACUUUAUGUAAGCUUUGGAAGUUUAACUAGGCUAACUCAUGCUCAGCUUGUAGAAAUUGCACAUGGGCUUGAAAAUUCAGGUCAUAAUUUUAUCUGGGUUGUAAGGAAAAAUGAUAUGGAUGAGAGUGAAAACAGUUUCCUACAAGAUUUUGAGGGAAGGAUGAAAGAAAGCAAAAAGGGCUAUAUCAUAUGGAAUUGGGCACCACAGCUUCAGAUAUUGGAUCACCCUGCAACAGGUGGAAUUGUGACUCACUGUGGUUGGAACUCGAUUCUUGAAAGCUUGAAUGCUGGUUUGCCAAUGAUCGCGUGGCCAAUGUUUGCCGAGCAAUUUUACAAUGAGAAGUUGCUUGUUGAUGUUUUGAAGAUAGGGGUCCGAGUUGGAGCAAAAGAAAACAAGUCAUGGGAUAGUAUUUGUGUAGAGGCGAUGGUUAGAAGGGAAGAGAUUGCAAAGGCUGUUGAGAUUUUGAUGGGAAGUGGACAAGAGAGCAAAGAAAUGAGGAUGAGAGCAAAGAAACUUGGUGAUGCUUCCAAGAGGACUAUAGAGGAAGGUGGACAUUCAUACAACAACUUGAUUCAGUUCAUUGAUGAGCUGAAAUCACUGAAGAAAUCUAAAGCACUUGGUGACUCAGCAGACUAGAGAAUUGAAAUGAAGGAGUAGCUGAUUAAGGCUUUGAAUAUGAUGAAACAACAUCCAAGUUUUUCUCUCCAGCUACUUUUUGCUGUUAUCUGGAGUUCAAUAAGAUGAAUCAAUAUCCAAUUAUUGUGCACUUCAGUUUGCCUUAUAACAAUAUGUAUUAAUUCAUCACUACAAAUAUUUUAGUGUUCCAUUAUGCGAUACGUUGUAGUAUACUGUAUAACUCCAGGUGAAGUAAAGUAUAUGUUGAUGACAGGUUUCAAAAUUGAGGUAACAAAGGUUCCAUAACUAUAA